ACACACACACACACACACACACACACAUUCACACAGGAAAUUAAAGCACAGUAGACUUAAAACAAAAGCGUUCUUAAACUCCAGUGAAGAUGCUGACAGUAAUUCUCCUUUUACAUUUAAUCUGCAUGUUCUCCGAUGCUGAAUCUCCGUGUGAAUACAAAACAGCGGGCGAUAACGUUGUGAUCAAGCUGAAGAUUGAUGAAUUAAACCCGGACGACCACCUGAUCUGGAAGCAAAGCCAAAUAAAAGUGUAUGAGAGGAAAAACUCAGUUGUGAAGACGAAGAAGGAAGGGUUCGACAUCGACCAGUCUGGGUCUCUGAUCAUGGAGAAUAUACAGACUAACAAAUCUGGCACAUACAACGCUGAAGUCUUUCAAAGUAAUGGCAAAUCAAAAGCAAAGACUGAAAUCCAGCUUUGUGUACAAGAGCCAUUGUCUGAGCCUUCCAUCACAUUCCAGUGUGUGGAUGAAGGUGUGCAUCUGUCCUGCAGUGUCCCGGCCGGUGCAGAGAUGUCUGUGUCCUGGAUGAAGAACGGACAGAAAACUGACAAAGCACUUGCAGUUUUAAACGUGAGCUGGUCUGAGCUGGAACCUGGAGACUCUUACUCCUGCACCGUCAGCGACGGGAUCAACCAAAAGUCUGCUGAAUACGUCCAGCCGGCGUGCUCCAACACAGGCCUGAAAGCAGAAAACACAACAAACGCAGAUGGAGACAGAAAAAAAGAGGACAUCGGCAGCAAAAUAGAAAACAAUAGUGAUGAUGCGCAGAGUUUUCUCUUUGGUCUAGAUUUGUGGAUGGUAGUGCUGGUGGCGGUGGCCGGCGGAGUCUUCCUCAUACUCUUCAUCAUCUGUGUCGUCUGCAUCUGCUGCCGAAGGAGAAACAAGAGCAAGGCUGAAGAGGAGAAGGAGUUUCGCCUGGCGCCGCUGAUACCAGAUUAUUCCAACCAGCCGGAUGAGCAGUACAUGCAGCAGAGUGAAUCCAACAGGCCUUCAAAAAGCCAGCGACCGCUGCCACCUUUACCUAGUGUUUGAGCUCUAGAGUCAGCAGACAUACAGCAGAUGAAUAGCCUGGAUCUCCAGAGACUCUGGUGAUAACAACAUCAACACCAACAAACAAUGACAACAACAGUGAUGAUAACAACAACCACAAAACAAAAAAGAACAAUGACGACAACAAUAACAUCAAAACAACAAUAACAACAACAACAUCAAGAACAACAACAACAACAAUGAAAACAACAAUAACAACAACUGCAAAAAAAAACAUCAAAAAACACCUUAAACAACAACAGCGGUAAUAACACCACCGCCAACAAUACCAUCAUCAAAACAACAAUAACAACAUCAAGAACAACAACAUUGAAAACAACAAUAACAACAUCAAGAACAACAACAUUGAAAACAACAAUAACAACAUCAAGAACAACAACAUUGAAAACAACAAUAACAACAUCAAGAACAACAACAUUGAAAACAACAAUAACAACAUCAAGAACAACAACAUUGAAAACAACAAUAACAACAUCAAGAACAACAACAUUGAAAACAACAAUAACAACAUCAAGAACAACAACAUUGAAAACAACAAUAACAACAUCAAGAACAACAACAUUGAAAACAACAAUAACAACAUCAAGAACAACAACAUCAAAAACAACAAUAACAACAUCAAGAACAACAACAAUGAAAACAACAACAACAACUGCGAAAAAAUAACAUCAAAACAACACCACAAACAACAACAGCGAUAAUAACACCACCACCAACAAUACCAUCAUCAAAACAACAAUAACAACACCAACAACAACAUCAAGAACAACAACAAUGAAAACAACAACAACAACAACUGCGAAAAAAUAACAUCAAAACAACACCACAAACAACAACAGCGAUAAUAACACCACCGCCAACAAUACCAUCAUCAAAACAACAAUAACAACACCAACUACAACAACAAUGAAAACAACAAUAACAACAACUGCAAAAAACAUCAAAACAACACCACAAACAACAACGACAACAACAAUAAUCAAAACUACAAUAACGACAACUUUGUUAAAAUAACAACAAAAACCAACAACACUGAAGAUAAUGACAACAACAACACAACAACAACAACACCAAAACAACAACAACAACAACAACAAAACCAACAAUACUUACAACAAUGAAAACCAACAUAAACAACAAUACCAACAACAAAACAACAACAC
This is a messenger RNA of Danio aesculapii, 2212 nucleotides long. Its product is annotated as T-cell surface antigen CD2. NCBI's taxonomy places the organism in Eukaryota, Metazoa, Chordata, Actinopteri, Cypriniformes, Danionidae. The transcript has 6 exons. Bases 90 to 1031 code for a protein of 313 amino acids. The record is from RefSeq and is a predicted model, not a curated record.